AUCGCACCGAGUGUUAUUGGUAACGUAAAUGAGAACUCCCUUCCGGGACGCGCGCGCCCGUGAGGCUGGAAGACACUUCAUUGCUCCGGAUCCUGUAAACAGAGGGGAAGUGACGUUCCGGAGAACAAUAACAACAACGCCAGUAACAAUACCGAGGAGGAGCCGCCGCAGAUUGUUCUGAAGUCCAGAUCUCUUCAAAGACUGCUUGACUGGUUGGAAAUUAUGCUAGUAAACCACUACCAACUGGAAACCAUGAAGCAACAUUUUACAUAAUUGAGAUUGAAAUUAUGGCAUCUUCAACAAAUCUAGAUGUUGGGGCACAGAUAAUUGUGGAAGAGUGCACCAGCAGCUAUAGUCUGUCUCACAUGCCAGACAUUAAAGUAGAGCAUCAGCUUGACUCCACCACUGAAGAAGGCCCAGCUCAGAGUGUCGCCAUGGGAAUGAAAUUCAUUUUGCCUAAUAGAUUUGAUAUGAAUGUCUGUUCUCGGUUUGUGAAGUCAUUGAAUGAAGAAGAUAGUAAAAAUAUUCAAGACCAGGUCAACUCUGACCUUGAAGUGGCAUCUGUCUUAUUUAAAGCUGAAUGCAACAUCCAUACUUCCCCUUCUCCUGGAAUUCAAGUAAGACAUGUCUACACCCCAUCAACAACUAAACAUUUUUCGCCCAUAAAACAGUCAACUACUUUAACUAACAAACAUAGGGGAAAUGAGGUCUCUACAACACCUCUCCUUGUAAAUUCUCUGUCAGUUCACCAGCUGGCUGCUCAAGGGGAAAUGCUUUAUUUGGCCACACGUAUUGAACAAGAAAAUGUAAUCAACCAUAAAGAUGAAGAAGGUUUUACCCCUCUGAUGUGGGCCGCAGCGCAUGGGCAGAUAGCAGUGGUAGAGUUUCUGCUUCAGAAUGGUGCAGAUGCUCAGAUUUUGGGGAAAGGGCGAGAAAGUGCACUCUCAUUGGCCUGUAGUAAGGGAUACACAGAUAUUGUCAAAAUGCUGCUUGAUUGUGGAGUUGAUGUAAACGAGUAUGACUGGAAUGGAGGGACACCUCUUCUAUAUGCAGUACAUGGAAACCAUGUGAAAUGUGUAAAAAUUCUCUUAGAAAAUGGUGCUGAUCCAACUAUUGAGACAGAUUCUGGCUAUAAUUCCAUGGAUUUGGCUGUGGCUUUAGGCCAUCGGAGCGUUCAACAGGUUAUUGAGGCUCAUUUAUUGCAGCUCCUUCAAAAUAUCAAGGAGUAAUGGCCUGCUGUUAAUAGAAAAUUGUUCCAGGCCUGAAGAUUUGGACUGUGUUUUAGCCCCACAAUCAGUGAUAAAGGCUUGUUAACUUAUUUAACUUUAUCUCAGUGAAAAUAUUUGCUGGUUUUAGUCAGAUUUUAGUAUACUUUAUGUAUUUCACUGAUGUUCAUAGACAUCUCUGAUCAUUGAUCCUUUUGUAAAUGUAUUUUAUGUAAAUUUUAAAAAAUUUAAUCGGUGUGUGUUGCAUGAAAACCUUGAAUAAAAAUAUAAUUAUAGCAGCAUAAAUGUUCACAUUAAGUACAGUAGUUCACUUUCUACAGAGUAUUCCACUAGGUUGUGUCAAUGAUAUGGUAUCCACAUAGACUUCGUUUUAGAUUUUUAGGUGUGUACCACAGAAGAUAAGUGUCUUUAUUGUUUAUAGGACAAAAAAAGUGCACAAUGUGUGGUUGUUUACAAAUUCUUAUGCAGUUGAAUUAAAAUACUUUGUCAAUUUCUGUA
Molecule: messenger RNA, 1724 nt
Organism: Mauremys mutica (yellowpond turtle)
Lineage: Eukaryota; Metazoa; Chordata; Testudines; Geoemydidae
Gene: ANKRA2
Product: ankyrin repeat family A member 2
Exons: 9
Coding region: 288-1229 (313 amino acids)
Biological process (GO): regulation of gene expression
Cellular component (GO): nucleus
Molecular function (GO): protein binding
Source: RefSeq, a predicted model, not a curated record